AUGUCGCAAGCCUACCAGCCCCCUCCCAGUGGCUCCGGCGGCGGCGCUGGCGCCAGCAGCGGUGUUGCCUUCGAGGACACCACCAAGCCAGUUGCCUACCUGUGCGGCGACUGCGAUGCCAAGGUUAUCCUGCGCCGCGGCGACCAGAUUAUGUGCCGCGAGUGCGGCCACCGCGUGCUCUACAAGGAGCGGACGAACAGGAUGGUCCAAUUUGAGGCACGCUAG
This is a messenger RNA of Lasiodiplodia theobromae, 225 nucleotides long. RefSeq names its product Metallothionein-i transcription activator. Lineage: Eukaryota; Fungi; Ascomycota; Dothideomycetes; Botryosphaeriales; Botryosphaeriaceae. Gene Ontology annotation, cellular component: RNA polymerase III complex; RNA polymerase I complex; RNA polymerase II, core complex. The record is from RefSeq and is a predicted model, not a curated record. Gene Ontology annotation, biological process: DNA-templated transcription. The transcript is spliced from 2 exons. Gene Ontology annotation, molecular function: zinc ion binding; DNA binding; DNA-directed RNA polymerase activity. The coding region runs from base 1 to 225 and encodes 74 amino acids.